Molecule: messenger RNA, 1807 nt
Organism: Magnolia sinica
Lineage: Eukaryota; Viridiplantae; Streptophyta; Magnoliopsida; Magnoliales; Magnoliaceae
Product: aldehyde oxidase GLOX1-like
Exons: 1
Coding region: 39-1667 (542 amino acids)
Source: RefSeq, a predicted model, not a curated record
AUUCCCCCCCAAAAGAGAGAAGGCAGAGAAAAACAGCCAUGAAAUCAUCUAUUCUUUUUUCUCUCUUUCUUGUAGUCUCAUUCUUCAGCCGUUCAUAUAGUAGUGAAAGUAGUAACAAAGGAGUAUGGAAGGUCGUGAAGAAAAAUCUCGGCAUUUCAGCCAUGCACAUGGCCCUCUUACCCAACGACAUGAUCAUAGCCUUUGAUCGAACCGAUUUCGGCCCAUCCAACAUCACAUUGCCUCAUGGUAAAUGCCGCCACGAUUCACACGAUCAAGCGCUCACCACCGAUUGCUACGCCCAUUCAAUCGAAUUCGAUCCCAACAACCGCAACGUACGUCCACUCACCGUCCAAACCGACACAUGGUGCUCGUCAGGUGCGUUGGCUCCUGAUGGCACGUUGAUCCAGAGCGGAGGUUUCAACGAUGGAGAUCGUUCGAUAAGGACCUUCUCCCCCUGCAAGGAUUGUGAUUGGUUCGAAAUUCAGAAUGGCCUAACUGUAAGGAGAUGGUACGCAUCGAAUCAGAUUCUUCCAAGUGGCAAGAUCAUAGUCGUCGGCGGUCGGGACCAGUUCAAUUACGAAUUUAUCCCCAAGACUUCGAAAUCAGAUCAGUCAGUUUUUAAGCUUCCAUUUCUGAGAGAAACGAGAGGAUUGUCGGCGGAGAACAAUCUCUACCCGUUUCUUCAUCUAUCACCAGACGGAAAUCUCUUCAUUUUCGCAAACGACCGUGCGAUCUUGCUCGACUACAUAAACCACAAAGUAGUUAGAGAAUUCGAACCAAUUCCCGGCGGAUACUCUAGAAACUACCCCAGCGCAGGCUCUUCAGUUCUCCUUCCAGUUCUGCUCAGUGAUAAGAAUGUGAAAGCUGAGGUUUUAAUCUGUGGCGGCGCGCUACCGGAUUCAAAUUACAAUGCAAAUAGAGGGAUAUUCAUGCCAGCUUCCAACACAUGUGGCCGGUUGAAGAUUACCGACGUGUCGCCCAAAUGGGAAAUGGAGGAAAUGCCGAUGAGACGAGUGAUGAGCGAUAUGAUAAUUCUACCGACCGGAGAUGUACUUAUAAUCAACGGUGCAGAGAAAGGGACCUCUGGGUGGGGUGUGGCGAGAGAUCCUGUACUCACACCAGUCCUUUACCGGACUGAACUAUCUGAGAAUGUGGCUCGUGGGUUCGAGACCUUGAACCCGUCGAAAAUUCCAAGGCUUUAUCACUCUACCGCGCAUUUGCUUCCUGACGGUCGGGUUUUAGUUGGAGGGAGUAAUCCUAAUAGUGGCUACAGCUUCACCAACGUGCUUUACCCGACUGAAUUGAGCCUAGAAACCUUCUCUCCACCUUAUUUGAGUCCGACGAUUCGCCGCCCGAAAAUCACAUUUGUGAAACCUGGGACAAAUCUCACUUAUAAGCAGAGAUUUUCGAUUGAAUUUGAGUCGAAGAAGGGUGACACCAAUGGAAUUUAUGUGACGAUGGUUGCACCGUCAUUUACGACGCAUUCUAACUCCAUGAACCAAAGGUUGUUGGUCUUGGCUGUCGAUCGUAUCCAUCAGGAUUCUAGAUCAUACGCCAUCGACGGGUUAGCUCCGGCGACACCGAACUUGGCACCGCCGGGCCAUUACUUACUGUUUGUGGUGCAUGAUGGGGUCCCAAGUAGGGGUAAGUGGGUUCACAUAAAGUAGUCUAAAGUUAGCAAUGGUUGCAUCUGAGGUUGGUUGGAGCAGUUAAUUUGGCAAUGUGUGUGACUAUUUAGGUUUUUUUUUUUCUUCUAUUGUUGGUGGGAAUGGGUAGAAUGGGCAAUUGUAAUUUAUUUGCUUUGUUU